Molecule: messenger RNA, 2055 nt
Organism: Trichoderma citrinoviride
Lineage: Eukaryota; Fungi; Ascomycota; Sordariomycetes; Hypocreales; Hypocreaceae
Exons: 6
Coding region: 1-2055 (684 amino acids)
Biological process (GO): positive regulation of transcription from RNA polymerase II promoter by galactose; DNA-templated transcription
Cellular component (GO): nucleus
Molecular function (GO): DNA-binding transcription factor activity, RNA polymerase II-specific; RNA polymerase II cis-regulatory region sequence-specific DNA binding; zinc ion binding
Source: RefSeq, a predicted model, not a curated record
AUGCCACGGCCCAAAGUCCACCCGAGCCAGCGCCAGCGCGCCGCCGAAGCAUGCAACUUCUGCCGCGCCUCCAAGAAGCGAUGCAGUGCCACCGUCCCCUGCACCGCCUGCCAGCGGCGCGGCAUCGGCGACUCGUGCUAUCUCACCCAUCGGCCUCGAGGCUCCCGGGCGGUGGCGCCGCUCCCGCAUCCGCCCCGGACGCGGGCCUCGGCCGCGGAACAGGUCCCGGCGUCGUCGCCGCCGAGCGGUGGAGACGGCAUCCCGGAUGGCCUUGGCAAUGACGAUGCAUCGAUAGAAGAAUCUGCGUGGGGCCGAGCUGGCUUUGGACAGAUGGGUGCUCCGGAGUGGCCGGGGUCUCCCGCUCCGGAACCAGAGUCUCAUGCUCGUAUGCUCCUCAAUCUACGAGGAGAAAGAGUGUACAUUGGCGAGGCUGCGUCUCUAUCCUUUCUUCAGCUCAUACGAGAUACCGUAACGGCCCAGAUCGGACCGUCGCAGUUCUCCCAUAAUGAGAAGCGCGACAGUAUGCUGGAGACGGAGCCUUCUGCGGCUGGCUCGAGCGGCUUGGAGACAGCCAACUGUGACAUUGACCUGGAGGGCAGUCUGCUGUACACACGGACAUUCGAAGCUGCUACUGGCGGCCUGUUGGACGUGUUUGGGCCAACAGAGAUAGACGGUCUCCUCGUAAAAACCAAAACUGACGAAGCUCCAUCCCUCAACCCGUGCCAACAUGCCUCCGUCGACCUCGUCAUCGCCAUCGGCGCCCAAUGCAAGUCUCCCAUGGACGCGCAACAGGUCGGGCCAGCGUACUUUCGGCAAGCACAGCACCGUGCCUUUGCCGGCAUGCUGGAGGAUCCAAACGUCGACAUGGUGCGCGCAUUUCUCCUCAUGGCCUUUUACAUGCUUGGCCAUUGCCGGAGAAACACGGCCUUCAUGUACCUGGGCAUCGCGGCGAGGGCUGCGGUCGCUCUGGGGAUGCACAGCCCCCAUUCGUACACGGACUUGGGGAACCCAGUGUGUCAACGGAGGCUGCACAUCUGGAUGAGUCUCUGUGUUCUGGAUAUGCUUGUGAGCUCUAUCCUGGGAAGACCGCCUGCUACAGCUGGUCUCAGGGCGGAGCUUGACGCUACAGUCAUCUCUUCAAGUGGCCCGUCGGCUACGCGCCAUGGUCCACGAACCGCUGGCCUGUUUGCAUCCUACGAGAUACUCACCAUCAUCAACGAAAGCGUCGACGCACUCUACGGGAGGAAGGUUUCGUCUACCACCAUGGUGGAGCCAUUCUUGAGCAAAAUCGAAGACUGGAGCAAACGACUGCCCAGCUUUCUCCGCAAUCCCCUCAUGUCUUCAAAGGACUCGUCAACCCAGAAGGCUGCGACCGACAGCAUACACAUCGCCUGUCUCUACUACUUUGCCAUCACUCUGGUCACUCGGCCCGUGCUGAUAUCAAGGCUCACUUCUCGCCCAGACAUUGCUACACCUUCGUCUUCACCCCUGGCGUCUGCCUGCCUUGACGCGGCGGUAUAUCUCGUACAGACGUGCUCCGAGGCGCACAAAUCCGGGCUACUGCUGGGAAACAUGUGCAUACUGAAGGCCUUGAUAUUCGCCGCUGGCCUCAUCCUCGGCUUCGACAUGUUUGCGAAAAAGGAGCUCGACUACGAAGUCGAGGUAGCCUUUCGCAGCGCCAAAGACGUCCUCGACUUCCUGGGCAUCCAAAGCCCCCAAGCCAGCCAUUACUCGGAAAUCCUAGGCCUGCUGUCCAAUGCCAUCAUGAAGCGGCGGAUGGAGCUCUCGUCGCGGCCGCGAAGCAGAUACGUCGGGAAGCUGCUCUCUUUCAACAGAGAAGGCGGCGACCCGGGCCAAGAGAAUGGCGCUGAGAAUGAGGAGGCUCUGGCGGUUGAUGACCAUACUACAUGUAAUCAUGCUGCAGGGGUCUGGGGUGCAGAUAUGGCGGCCCAAGGGGCGGAGAUGGAUGGGGAUGUGCUGCGAGGAUGGGACGGUCUGGAGCUGUCGCAGUGGGAUAGCUUUCCUUUUUUCAAUCCGCGGGUAUUCGGAUUCUGA